AUCCUAAAUUCUAGACCUAGCCUCCCUGCAUGGCCGUAUUCCGCGCAAACGAGGUUCAGUCUGACGAAAGUUCUAAUCACGUAGUCGCUCUUGCUGCUGAGAGGACCUACAACUAGCGCGUUUUUGUUGCGCCCCACCCUUAGCAUCACUGCUUGUUCCUGGAUUCCAGCAUUUCUUUAUCUCAUAACUCUUACCGUAAUUUCCCGCUAAUAUGGCUAGUUCCGAGGCUGUGUUGGCUCUACUUAGAGCAUAUCGACCGAGAUUCGAAUCCAAGCCAGAUAGCGUUGCGUUUGCAGUCCAUGCGACGUUUCUGGCAUCUGGCUUCAGGUGCCUCGCAGUCGGCCCUGAUGCCGCUGAGAUUGCUGCAGGCUCGAAAGGCUCCGAUUCAAGCGCGGAUGCGGGGAUUGAAGGCUGGAAUGCAACUCCAGAUGUCUAUACGUUUGCGUACGCGCACCAGACUCCCGGAGAUUCAGCAGAAGGAGCAAGUGCAGAUAAAACAGCAGGGACAGUGGUGGUCCAGUGCUUAUCUGUUGCAGAGGGGGAGCUUCUUAUGGUGGAUGCGACAGGGAUGGGUGGUACAGGCUCAGAAGCAGCAGGAGGGGCUUCAGCCUUUGUUUCACAUCUUGAAAUCAGGGUCCCUGAGUACACAUCGGCAGACACUCCUCCAACAUCAGCUGACUACAGUAAAUCUACACUAGGCUUUCGGCACUGGUAUCCUCCAUCUUAUCAUCCAUCAUCAAGCCCUUCACCUCUACCACCACGUCCGAUGCCUCUGGUGGUGCUGGUACCGCUGCUGCUAGAGCUGGUGCUGGUGCAUCUGCAGCACAGACCAGCUCCACAGGCACAGCAGGAGAGGGAGAAGGGAGGGGUGCAGAGAGAGAGGGAGGGCGGACAGGAGGGGUUUAUUUUGAGGAGCCUGAGCGUGGUUCAGUUGGUGAAGGAGGGGGAGUGGGGGGGAUCGUAUAUCCUCCCAUGCCUGCAGGGCCCCCAUACGAUGACUUGCAUCCAGGAGGGGGAGCUGGCAUCAUGCCUACCAGGCCUGGCUUCGGUGGAGGAAGUAUGCUAGUAGGGCCUCAUGAUCCUAGGUGGGGCCCACAGUUUCCAGGAGGAGUAGGAGGAGUGGGACCUUUGCCUCCGGGAAUGCCACCAGGAGCUCGCUUCGAUCCAUUCGGCCCUCCAGGCAUCCCCGGCUUCGAGCCAGGCAGAUUUGGGGAUGGUGGUCCAAGGCCUAGAGGUCCUCCGGGUGGAGGGAUCCAUCCUGACAUGCAGCACUUUCCGGGCGCGGGUGAUGACUACAUGUAGGCCUUCUAUAGCUUGCAGGCAGGUUCACUGCCUAGCUUAUGAGUGUAUGUACUCAUGCUGCAUACAUUCCGCUUGGCUUUGUGAGCCAGGGAGGAGCAUUCAUUUAGAUUUGUUUCUAUAUAUCUGGUCACUAAUAGUUGGCCACAC
Molecule: messenger RNA, 1449 nt
Organism: Closterium sp. NIES-67
Lineage: Eukaryota; Viridiplantae; Streptophyta; Zygnematophyceae; Desmidiales; Closteriaceae
Source: the annotation of a GenBank genome assembly